Molecule: messenger RNA, 1481 nt
Organism: Euleptes europaea (tarantolino)
Lineage: Eukaryota; Metazoa; Chordata; Lepidosauria; Squamata; Sphaerodactylidae
Gene: DELE1
Product: DAP3 binding cell death enhancer 1
Exons: 12
Coding region: 1-1464 (487 amino acids)
Molecular function (GO): protein binding
Source: RefSeq, a predicted model, not a curated record
AUGCUGUGCCGCCUCCUGAGCCGCCUCAGCCGGGCAGUGAGGCUCCCCGAAGGAGAAAUCGGCGUCCCCGGCCGGGCCCGGCCUGAGGCCCCGGCCCGGCCCUGCCAGACGGACGAGGCGCCGCCGCCGCCUCCGCCGCUUCCCGGGCAGCAGGAGUCCGGCAGAAGACAUCAGCAGCGCGAACAUGGAUGUGGGAACCUUUUACGUCACUGCAGCACUUUGGAUGCUUUCACCUGGGGUUUCUUGGCUGUCGUUGCUCUGGAGUUGGCCAAGCAGGUCCAAUGGCUACAUUCUUUGCAACCAAGUGGAAGUCGUGCCAGACUUUGCCAGUUUGGUGGUCAGCUUGCUGUUUUGCCCCCGCAUCAGCACUCAGCCCCUCCUACAACUGCAUCUGCACACUUCAGUGGAGGGGAGAAACCACACUUCUUUCUGGGAGCAGACAAUGAACAUGCACAGGAGAAUCCGUCUCCAAGCAAAACCUCACAGUCUGAAGAACACCUGGUACCGUCAGAAGCAGGGGACUUCCCAUCCAGCACAAGCCCUGAACCACCCUUGGUCUCGUUGCAUUCACAGGGCAGCCUAGAGCAGCAGAAGUCCUUCAACGAAGCUGCUUCUCAAGUACAACAGGCAUUCCAAGCUAGCAUUUCCGUGGCACUCAACAUCCUCGGGCUUGAGCAUUUGCAGAAGAGGCAGCACAGGACGGCCUUUUCCUUCUUCAAGCUGGCUGCAGAUCAGAAUUACAGCAAAGCCCAGUUCAAUGUGGGGCUGUGCUAUGAACACGGAAGAGGUGCCGAAAAGGACAUGGCAAAGGCAGCCCUCUAUUACCAGCGGGCAGCUCGCCAAGGGCACACCAUGGCCCAGUAUCGCUAUGCUAAGUGGCUUCUGCGGAGCUGGCCCAAAGUGGAGGAAGACAGCCGUGUCCAGGAGGCAGUGGAUUUGCUGGACCAGGCAGCUGCUGCAGGGCUAACCCAGGCACAAGUUUAUCUAGGAGUGCUUUGCCUGAAGGGUCUGAAGACUGGCAGGAAAACUGCAAUGAAAUAUGUGCACAUGGCAGCCGAAAGGGAGGAUUCCUUGAGCAGAUUCCCAUUGGGCCUCUGCUAUGAAAAGGGCUUCGGAUUCCCCCAGAAUCAGCCGGAAGCUGAGAAGCAUAACCAGCAAGCAGAGGCUGCCACCCCAAAGCCUGCCCAGGAGAGGGCGACAGUCAUGAUACAGCAGCAGAUAGCAGAUGCGCAGAGCCAGCACCGGUUAACCGUGGCCCCGAGACCCUUUUUCUCCAGCCCCUGUCUUCAGAGCCUGAGUCAGCCGCCAAUUUCUCACACGGGGCAGCCAGUUCUGGACCUGAUUCACUCCCAGAGCACAGGAAACCUCCGGGAUGUGGCCUACCUGCCUCGGCCAGCCUUCCCAGAUUGCUUCUCUCUCAGCCUGCGCCCCUUGGCCUGGUCUCAAGGAAUAGCCAUUGGCUGAAGUGGCUAGUUGGAAAA